AUGCAGAGCUCGGUGGAUAAUAGUAGUUCAAGUACUAAUCUGUUAACAGAAUUGCCAAGAUCUUUAUUUGUGAAGAUGACGUUGGUGCAGGUACUGGUGGGGAUUUUUCUCUAUGUGAACUGUCUGAUGAUAUUCACCUUUUUGAAAAUGGCAGUGUUCAGGGAGGACAAUCGCUACAUUUUGUUUGGGCAAACCCUAUUUGUUGACUCUACUCUCAUGGUUUUAUCUGAUGUGCUGAUGAUUUUAAAUUUAUACCAGUACCACUUCCAUGUAAUCCCUUGUAUUAUUGUGUGUACAUUUGCAACUAUUUUUACCAUUUGUACUCCACUGACUCUUGUGGCAAUGUGUCUGGAGCGCUAUGUUGCUAUAUGCAUGCCUUUAAGACAUGCUGACAUCUCCACCAGCAGGAAUAGAUGUUUUGGAUUUCUGAUCAUAUGGGGUAUGAGCUCCAUAGUUCCAUUGUUCACUGUUAUAGCGUAUAUCUCUGUAGUUCCUCCUGCUGCUCUGUUCUCCUAUACUGUCUGUAGUGCAGAGUUAAUGAUGGGAGAAGAGUGGCAGGCACAAACACGUGCUACAAUUUUGCAGAUCCUUUUCCUCUUUAUGAUCCUCAUUAUUGUCUUCACUUACAUCAAGAUAAUGAUUGCAGCCAGAGCUGCCUCCUCUGAGAAUAAGAAAUCAACCAACAAGAGUCUCAGAACUGUGAUCCUUCAUGCCUUUCAGCUGUUUCUAUGUAUUAUGCAAUUUUUAACCCCAUAUAUAGAAAUGGCAUUUUGGAAGGUUGAAUUUCAGGUGUUUGAUAAUGUAAGAUAUACUAAUUUUGUUGUUUUUAUUAUUGCACCACGUUGUCUUAGCCCAUUGAUUUAUGGUCUCAGAGAUGAAAAGUUUUUUCUUGUUUUGAGACAUAAUGCUAAAUGUGGUUUCACAGUUUUUUCUCAAGUUUAUUCAGAGAUGGGAAGGUAAGACUUAACUCAAAAUAAAUGCAACAAAUUUUAUAAAGAGCUCAAUAUCAUAGUUUAUUCACUGUGCUUUGUCACUCAUUAAUGAG
Messenger RNA from Colossoma macropomum (tambaqui), 1045 nucleotides. RefSeq names its product odorant receptor 131-2-like. Gene Ontology annotation, biological process: G protein-coupled receptor signaling pathway. The record is from RefSeq and is a predicted model, not a curated record. The transcript has a single exon. NCBI's taxonomy places the organism in Eukaryota, Metazoa, Chordata, Actinopteri, Characiformes, Serrasalmidae. Gene Ontology annotation, cellular component: membrane. Bases 1 to 960 code for a protein of 319 amino acids. Gene Ontology annotation, molecular function: G protein-coupled receptor activity.